Messenger RNA from Racocetra fulgida, 132 nucleotides. The record is from the annotation of a GenBank genome assembly. NCBI's taxonomy places the organism in Eukaryota, Fungi, Glomeromycota, Glomeromycetes, Diversisporales, Gigasporaceae.
UAUAAUAUUAAAGAUUAUACAGAUGAUCAUGAAGCAAGUCUGCAGGAAUUAUUUGAUCAUUUUAAUCAAUUUAUAGAAUCUCUUCAAGAAUCAGUUAUAAGUUAUAAUUAUCUGCCUGCUGAUGCUAUUUAA